This is a messenger RNA of Paramisgurnus dabryanus, 733 nucleotides long. RefSeq names its product parvalbumin 8 (gene pvalb8). The record is from RefSeq and is a predicted model, not a curated record. Gene Ontology annotation, molecular function: calcium ion binding. NCBI's taxonomy places the organism in Eukaryota, Metazoa, Chordata, Actinopteri, Cypriniformes, Cobitidae. Gene Ontology annotation, cellular component: cytoplasm.
GCCUGCCAGUUAGAAUUUGAUCCACAGACAGGUAACUUAAGAAUUGCCCAUUGUCACUGCAUUCAAAUCUAUAUAAAUCGCACCUGGACCGACUCGCACUCACCACUCAGCCUUACUUCUCUUCAUUCACCUGCCAGGAGAACUUCAACGAGGACCAUGUCUCUCUCAUCUAUCCUUUGUGCUGAUGCCAUCCAAAACGCGCUCAAGGACUGUCAAGCACCCGACUCCUUCAAUCCCAAAAAGUUCUUCCAGCUGUGUGGAAUGACAAAGAAAAGCCCUCAGGAUGUGAAGAACAUCUUUAACAUCCUGGACAACGAUGCCAGUGGAUUUGUUGAGGAGGAGGAACUCAAGUUUUUCUUGCAGCGGUUCUCAGCUGGUGCUCGUGUACUGACUGAUAAAGAGACUAAGGCUUUCCUAGCGGCAGCUGAUGAUGACAGUGAUGGCAAGAUUGGAGCAGAUGAAUUCCAGGCUUUGGUUCUGUCCUGAACGCUCAGGCCAUUGACGUUUCCCCCUCUCUCGUAGACAGAUAUCAGUUCAGCUGACACGUCUUUUAAAAGCACAGGUUUAUUUCCUCUCUCAGAUCUCCUGGCCACUGGAAUCAACACUCAUGUCAAUACACCCAAAGUUUUACUUGAUUUUUGAAUAUGUUUAUAGAGGGGCGCACAAUGAGUCUGACUGUAUAUGUACAACAGAUAUUUAUUGAAAUGAAUAAAUAAAUAAAUUGCUGAAAAGA